Molecule: messenger RNA, 3175 nt
Organism: Osmia bicornis bicornis
Lineage: Eukaryota; Metazoa; Arthropoda; Insecta; Hymenoptera; Megachilidae
Product: CUE domain-containing protein 2-A
Exons: 5
Coding region: 282-1145 (287 amino acids)
Source: RefSeq, a predicted model, not a curated record
CGAACGUUUACAUCAAUUAUUAACUCUCAAUGCCGAUAUGAUUAAAAUUUACAACGUAAUUAAUCGAACGGAUAUGACAAGUUCGUACGCGAACAUUGUAAUUCAUAAAUUGUAAUUUAUUCUCCAGGGAGAAGGAAAUAGCUAUAUAUAUUAAACCAUUUGCUGGAGAAUUAGAGUUUAACUAUAAAACGAAAGUUUCAUUAAACAAUAAUAGUUUAAGUAAUUUUGUAGAAGAUAUUUAAUAAUUAAUUGUUUUAAAAAUAUUGUAAUUCAAUCAGACAAUGAUGAAUCGUACAAUGGAUGAAAAGGAAGAAUUAGUGAAGAAGUCUUUGUUUAGUUUUGUGAGAAAGGAAGUACCCACUGCCCAGUUAAGUUUAAUCGAUGACAUUGUUUUAAGCUAUGUGGUGAGUAUGGUAGAAGAAAGCGCGCUGGAGGAAGAUUUAGAUGUUGAUGGAUUAUGCGAAAUGGUAUCUGCUUGUCUUCCUGAAUUUUCUACCAUUGAAAAAGAAGCAGUAUCCAAAUGGUUGUUGGAUAUUGAAAGUAAAUUACGGCAAGAGAGUAAGGAGAAUGAGAAUUGCCAACCUCAUGAUCCUUUAAGUCAUAUUAGCUUAACUGCUUUAUUACCUCCUGGUACACAAAGAAUGAGAGUUCAUCAUCUCUCAGAAACAAGCGAUGCUGGAAGUGAUUCAAGCGGAGAAUAUUUUUCUGAAGAAUCUUCCUGGCAUCAAGUAGCACUUUUGCAAGAAAUGUUUCCAGCUGCGAGUCUAGCAGAAGCUAGACAUUGUUUGGCAGUUGCAAGCGGUGACAUAGCAAAGGCAGCACAGCUUGCAUUGCAUCGGCAAGAGGCAGGACAAAGUAUUGUCAGUAAUCUUACAUUUUUAACACCAAACGGCCGUAACAAGGCCAGAGUGAAUGACGAAGAACUGAAAUCGCGUAUCAUUGCACGGUAUAGUUACGUCGAUAGGGAUGACGAUUCACGAGAGCAUCGUCCAGUAGCUCCGAAAACGGAACCAAAAAAGUUAGUGCGCUAUCUUGAUAACAAGAUCGUUAGCGUGAAAGGUGAACGGUAUACUGAAGUCAGAAGGGGCGGUGAAGAGGAAGAUGGCAACGAAGGUGGCAGGAAAAAAGGUCAUUCCCGACCGUAACCAGUCCCUUUGCCUCCACCCCCCGAUCCACCCCCUUGGAGGCAUCUGAUUUCAAAUUAAGGCUUUCACUUAGAUUCUCUUAUCUUGCUUAUAGAGGAAUAUGGACAGGGUGUUGAAUUUCUACGUGCACAACACUAUCUAUUUUGUUCCUUUUUUUUUUUGUUUUUUAAAGAUACAUUCGUCUUGUUCAGUCACUUUUAUCGAUUUAAGAAGUCCUCUUCGUUUUUCUUUUUUCGAUGCGUGAUAUUAUUUUUAUGUGAUUAUAUGACACAAGAGAUCUGUAGCAUUUUAAACCGUAUAUAUAGCGUAUCGUUUACUGCUGAACAUUUUUGUUUAACGGUACGUUGCGAAUUUUAACCGUUAUCAUUACACUGCAGUAUAAGUACCUGUUAUAAUAUUUAAUUUACGAUUUAAUGAUUUUUUUGUUCUCUUCUAUCGAAUAUAUAGUCGUCACGAGAGUAUUUUUUUGUGGACAGUUGUUAGGUCAGUGCUUUUAUAACAGCAAUACCGUAAAUGAUCAAUCGCAAAAGAUAAUUUAUUUUAAAGUAAUUUAUACAAGAUUUACAGUAUUUUAUUACUUUUUAAUGUUUGAAUAAUAGAAUCAUUGGUGAAUUUUGUAAAUCCAGCAUUUUGUACGGUAUACAAGGUGGCUACUAUAGACUCGAUUUUAGAAUCAGAUUCUCGAGGUCAUCACGGCCCAGUUUCUCACGUUAAUUACUGAUAAAAGCUACUGAGUGUAAGUCGUAUCCAAGGAUAUAAGUAUCCCGUAAUCAAAAGUCAAAAAGUACACUGAUUAGUUAAUUAGUUGAUUGAUUAAAAAAUCAAGAGGGUAUUUUAGAUGGGAUUAAGACGGUACCAUAUCCCUGUUAAGAGCGUGUGAGGAUUCUAUUAUUUUUUAGGAAAGUAGAUAUUAACUUUUAUUUGAUUUUAAAUACGACUUACCCUCGAAAGUUUCUAUCAAUAAGUCGAUUUAACUGAACAUUUAUUACUAUUAUUUUAUAUAAUUAUUAUAUAAAAAUUCUUUUUUAAACAUUUUUAUUAGUUAACGAUAAUUUUAAUUUGCAUUUUUUCAUACGUGUAUACUCUUUCACUAUCAAAAUAAUAUGCACUUUUUAUUUAUUAAGCAUACUGUGUGUGUCAUUAUGUUUUCAGUGAGUACCGAAUGAUUGUUACAUUACUGGUAUUAUUAAGUUCAUGACAUGUGCUGAUAUUUCUUUGAAUAGGAUAGAACUGUAUAUUUUAUAACGUUAUAUAUAAAUAAGAACACUCGGUUGAUCUUCUUUUUGAAAUGUCGUCAGAACUAAGUGAAACACUCACUUUUUCUCUUACUAUGUAUGUAAUGAAAUUACAUUUAAGAACGAUAAAAGUAAUACGUGAUAUGAUAUCUCGGCAAGAGGACCUUGCGAAAAAAAAACACUAAAAUAAAAUGAAAUAUAACAAAAAAUUUUAGGAAUUUUUAUGUGCAUAUUUAUUUGAUCAAAUAAAAAAAUAUAACUAUCCUAAGCAUGCAUAGUAAGAAUUACUGUCUAUAAUAUAAUCAGAAUUCACUAAAAGUUCAAUACAAUAUUGAUUGUAAAAAAGAGGUAUCAUUACUGUAAUUGUAAUGAAUUGUGUGCAUACUGAAUCUUUGGGUAUUGCAAAAAUUAUCAAAUUGUAGAUUUCCAAUAAUGAAUUUUAGUAUACGUACUAGGUAGGUAAAAGAAAAAAGAAAAAGAAAAAUAUAUAUAUAUAUAUAUAAAGUAUAUACAUGUAUUAGAUAUCUAAGCGAGAUAAAAAAAUGCUUACCGCGCCAUAUAAUUUACCAGUAUUACUAUUGUUAUUGCUAUUAUUGCAAACUUUAAAGUGUAGGCAGAUGUAAUCAUUAAAAUUUUUGAAUAUCUACAUGGUGAACGAUGUACACUCAAUAAUAUACGCUAGAGUGCGUGUUUUGACAAUGAAUUGAUAGAAACACCAAAUUACGAUGAUUAUUGCAAUUAUGAAUUAAUAUUGAAAAAUUGUAACUAAUUGAAAAAUAUAACUUUUAUAUUUUA